Scomber scombrus (Atlantic mackerel) is the source of this 3068-nucleotide messenger RNA. RefSeq names its product amyloid beta (A4) precursor protein-binding, family A, member 1a (gene apba1a). Gene Ontology annotation, biological process: chemical synaptic transmission. Gene Ontology annotation, cellular component: plasma membrane; cytoplasm; dendritic spine. The transcript has 13 exons. The coding region runs from base 169 to 3051 and encodes 960 amino acids. The record is from RefSeq and is a predicted model, not a curated record. Gene Ontology annotation, molecular function: amyloid-beta binding; protein binding. Lineage: Eukaryota; Metazoa; Chordata; Actinopteri; Scombriformes; Scombridae.
UUUUUAUACAGCUGGAAAAUAAGGCCAAUACAAGCUCAACGUGCCAACAUACAUCUGAAAAAAGACACAGCUCUUGCCUUGGCCUCAUAGAGGCUCCUGCUGAUGAUGGACUCCUAAAACACUAAAACUAUUCUUUGACAUCACUGGACCAACCAAAAGUAGACAGCCAUGAACCCAGAGGAGACGGAGCUUGGCCAGGAAGUGAUGGAGGAGACUGACGCCCCUCCUCGCCAUCGCCACAACAACCACAGCAGCCGUACUCGUAACCACAGCAACCAGGAAAAGCGCUACAGACGCUGUGAGACCCCUGCUAGAGGAGGUGCUGGUGUCAGAGCCAGAGGGCCUCCACAGCCCAGGCCACAGGAGGAGCAAGACAUGCAGAUGCAGCAGCACGGAGCUCAGUCUCCACAGACCCCGCAGCCCGUGCAGGCCCCCCAGCCCCAGCCCAUCCCCCGAGCCGCAGUGACACGUUACCGCAGACAGGGAGACAGUGAGGCCCGCAUCAGAGCCCAGCAACAGAGGCACCAACAGAGGCAGCAGAGAGAGGCAGAGAGAGCACAACAGUUACCACAACAACAGGAGAAGCAGCACCAUGCAGACACGACCCAGGAGGAUGAACGAGAGAGGGACGAUUCAGUGCUGGCCCGCUCUGCGAGCACAGAGAGCGGAUUCCACACCCACACGGACCGGGCCGAGGGGGAUGACGGCCUGGUGAUGAUGUCUCUGGAACCUGAGGGGCAGCCAGAGGCGGAGGACGAGGCGGGGAACUAUGGAGUCCAGCUACGGCCCGAGGCAGAGGGGUACACUGAGAGCGCUGAGGCGGAACAGCAACAUCUCCAUCCACAUCCUAACUAUCCUCCUCAGCCCCCACCCCUACCACGUGAACCUCUGCCUGAUAUCCAGAACCCCCACAGACAGGACGAAACGGAGGAGAUGCUGAACACUGGCUAUUCCAACUAUGUCUACACCCAGCCGCUUGGUAACUCCAGAGGAAGGGGCGACAUCCCAACCGAUCAGAGCUCAGACAGUUUAGAUGUCGGACUUGCAGAUGAAGCAUAUUCUGAGCCGUAUGACAUUUACUCUCUCUCGGAGCAUGUUUAUGAGGAGAUCUGUGAUGCUCCCACGUCAGUUUCUACUGCUACAGAGGGGGCUGAGGACACAGAGUCUCUCCAGCAGAGGAGGGCCGGCUUUCGUCUGUUAGAGGGUCAAGUGGGAGGUGGAGACUACCAUCAGCAGGAGGCGGUGGGCUCCCGUCUGCGCCACUACGACGAACGCUCAGAUGGUGAGUCGGACAGCCCGGAGAAGGAGGCAGAGUUCGCACCGUACCCACGUGCCGACAGCUGUGACCAGGAGGAGGACAUCAACAACAUCGCGACCAACGUGAAAGAAAGUCUCCAGUGUGCUGCAGGGGACACCAUCGAUGAAGAAAACGAACUACAACCUGAGUCCCAAACUGACUCUGACAAAAACCACAAAGCUGCCAAUCGAGGGAAGUCAGCCAGAAAACAGGCUGUCAGCCCGUCAGAGGAGCCGGUGGCAGUGAGGAACAGUCAGGAGAAGCGCGACGCCAUAUCUCUGGCCAUCAAGGACAUUAAGGAGGCCAUCGAGGAGGUGAAGACCCGAACAGUGAGAUCUCCUUACACACCUGAUGAGCCUAAGGAGCCCAUCUGGGUAAUGAGGCAGGACCUGAGCCCCACUGCCGAGUGUGACCUGCAACCAUCACUGGGGGGAGAUUCUCCCUGUUCAGGCUCACCCUCUCCUCCAGGAGCAGAAUCAUCCAGCAGACAUCUGCUGCAGGAUGACAGCUUUGAGUCCUCGCCCUCCAGUAAAGAGUCCAGGAGAAGCCUUGCGUCGUUUCCCACAUAUGUAGAAGUCCCAGGCCCAUGUGACCCAGAGGACCUGAUCGAUGGGAUCAUCUUCGCAGCCAACUACCUGGGCUCCACCCAGCUGCUAUCAGAUAAGACGCCUUCCAAGAACAUCCGCAUGAUGCAGGCACAGGAGGCCGUCAGCCGCAUCAAGACGGCCCAGAAAUUAGCCCAGAACAAGAAGAAGGCCCCUGAGGGUGAGCCUCAGCCCAUGACAGAGGUGGAUCUCUUCAUCUCCACCCAGAGAAUUAAAGUGCUCAACGCUGACUCCCAGGAGACCAUGAUGGACCACCCUCUGCGGACAAUCUCCUACAUUGCAGACAUCGGUAACAUCGUGGUUCUGAUGGCAAGGCGCCGGAUGCCUCGACCCGACUCUCAAGAGAAUGUGGAGGCCUCAGACCCGGGUCAAGACAACAAGCGCCAGUACAAGAUGAUAUGCCACGUGUUUGAGUCUGAGGAUGCCCAGCUGAUUGCCCAAUCCAUCGGGCAGGCCUUCAGUGUGGCUUACCAGGAAUUUUUGCGGGCCAAUGGCAUUAACCCUGAGGACCUGAGCCAGAAGGAGUACAGUGACCUGCUCAACACCCAGGACAUGUACAAUGACGACCUCAUCCACUUUUCCAAGUCUGAGAACUGCAAAGAUGUGUUCAUAGAGAAAGCUAAGGGGGAGAUUCUGGGUGUGGUCAUUGUGGAGAGUGGGUGGGGCUCCAUCCUGCCUACUGUCAUCAUUGCCAACAUGAUGCAUGCUGGGCCAGCUGAGAGGUCUGGCAGGCUGAACAUAGGAGAUCAGAUCAUGUCCAUUAAUGGGACCAGUCUGGUGGGACUGCCACUGUCCACCUGCCAGAGUAUCAUCAAGGGUCUUAAGAACCAGUCACGCAUCAAGCUGAACAUAGUCAGAUGUCCCCCAGUGACCACCGUACUCAUCAGACGUCCAGACCUACGCUACCAGCUGGGCUUCAGCGUUCAGAAUGGCAUUAUCUGUAGCCUUAUGCGUGGUGGUAUUGCUGAAAGGGGCGGGGUCAGAGUGGGUCACCGCAUCAUAGAGAUCAACAGCCAGAGCGUGGUUGCUACACCCCAUGAAAAAAUUGUCCACAUCCUGUCCAACGCUGUGGGAGAGAUCCACAUGAAGACGAUGCCUGCAGCCAUGUACCGCCUGCUGACCGCCCAGGAGCAGCCUGUUUACAUUUAACAAGACGAGACCCUGAC